Daucus carota subsp. sativus is the source of this 1910-nucleotide messenger RNA. Its product is annotated as kinetochore-associated protein KNL-2 homolog. NCBI's taxonomy places the organism in Eukaryota, Viridiplantae, Streptophyta, Magnoliopsida, Apiales, Apiaceae. Bases 122 to 1585 code for a protein of 487 amino acids. The record is from RefSeq and is a predicted model, not a curated record. The transcript is spliced from 10 exons.
UCCUUUUCUACACAACGAGAGUCCAACAUCAAACAUAUACAGGGGUACUCGGAAGGGGAAGGACCAAACAUCUUCCCCGCUCAAAACACACACACACACACACACACAAGCCUGAGUAACGAUGGCAGCUCUAUGUGGCAACCAUUCUCACUUCCACAAAACUGUAAAUCUGCACGAAUGGUGGCUAUUUUGGGCUGAGGAUGAGAAUCACGACAAGAAACUCGCGAUUGCUGGCUACACUUCCCGAGGUCAACGGCCUUUGAGAGUUUUCUCUUCUUCCCCAAUACUUAGGAGACAUGAUGUCUUCACUCUAGAAACCACAGACGGGAUAUACGUGACGAUCCUUGGUCUUAUAAAUAAAUCUCGCACAGAAGAAAAUGGCUUCCCUUCUGAGGUUUUUAAGUGUUUUUUCUUUGGAUUUCCUCCUCACUGGGAAGUGUGUGCUAGACAUUAUUUGGCUCAAGGCUUUCCUGAGAAUGACAUCUCAAGAGAGGAUGCUAGCUUGGACGGUUGCAGCUCUGCAAGUGAACAAAUAAAUGUGUUUACCAGGACUGAAGCUAGUGUCAGUGUUGCCAAUUCAAACUUAGCACUGGAUCAAGACCAUAUAGCAUGUAUGAUUCGAGAAGGCUCAAAGGAUCAUAAUGAAGCUGUCAGGAUCCUUACCAGGGCCCAUGCAGCGAAGGACACAGACCAGAGGAAAACCCUUGAUGUUGAAAAAGAAAGCAUAAUGAAGGAAAAUACAGCUAGCAAAGAAGCUAGUGUUAGUGUUGCCAAUUUAAACGUAGUACUGGAUGAAGAACAUAUAGCAUGUAUGAUUCGAGAAGGCUUAAAGGAUCAUAAUGAAGCUGUCGGGUCUGCUGCGAAGGACACAGACCAGAGGAAAACCCCGGAUGUUGAAAAAGAAAGCAUAAUGACGGCAAAUACAGCUAGCAAAGAAGCAAGCACAACAGGGAAAAAGACUUGCACUGAUGCCUCAAGAAGGUUCACGGAAAGUUCAAAGAUGUCUGACAAAGCUGUUAAAUGUCGUACUAGGUCAGGUGGUGCAAGGAACACAGAUCGCAGGAGAACUGCAACUGUUAAGAAGGAAAAUCAUUUAAUAGAAAAAGCAGCUUCAAAGGAAACAAGCACAGGCGAAAAGAAUACCAAAAGAGAAUUAACAUAUUUAGGAAGUCCGGUGACCCCUAAAGCUGAUAUAAAAACAUCUAUUAUGUCACCAGAAUUGUCGAGUGUAAAACGGUCGAGAUCAGGAAGAAUACUUCUUCCAACCUUGGAAUACUGGCGUAAUCAAACUGCUAUAUAUGACGCGGAACAUCAAGUUAUAGGAAUCAAAGAUAGCAUUCCAUGUACAGCUGAGGUUAGACAUGAACCAAAGAGAUCUGAAGGAAGGGCACGAAGUAAAAAACAUCCUAAUGCUGCAACGGAGAAAUUGACACGUGAACCGAAAAGACCUGUAGGGAGGCCACAAAGUAAAAUAGAUCCCAAUGCUGCAACGGAGAAAUUGACACAUGAACCGAAAAGACCUGUAGGGAGGCUAAGAAAAAAUCUUGCUGCUGCAAAGGAGUUCAAGAGUUCAAGGAGGAGAUGAAUUAACAUUCGUCCCAAACUGAUAACAAAUAUCUAGACCACGCACCUGCAAGAACUGGAAUCUUAUAUGCAGAUAGAGGCACAACUUAGUGCUGGAGAUCCGUUUGGUGCAGAUAAUGGAGAUGUUUUAGUGCUAUAUUAGUUAACCUUUGAAGAUGAAUCAAGUGGCAGACUCACUAUUUCUUUUUCUCGAGGAGGGUUUGUUAUGUGGUUUUGGUGCAACUUUGUUGAUCUUUUGACUGUAAAGUUUUAGAGUUGCAGUCCCAAACUGACUUUUUUUUCCAGAAAGGAGUCAUUAUUUCAAGAUAAAAAAGUAUAUAUUUAUA